Cooperia oncophora is the source of this 224-nucleotide messenger RNA. NCBI's taxonomy places the organism in Eukaryota, Metazoa, Nematoda, Chromadorea, Rhabditida, Trichostrongylidae. The record is from the annotation of a GenBank genome assembly.
AUGGGUGAUAUAUUCUCUCUUCCAAAUGAAUUGCUUAUGCUCCUUCUGGGGCAUAUGGAUGGUAAUGAUGUAAGAUCGUUUGGAAACACUUGCAGGCGCUUCAGGAGUUUCAUACUUUCCAAUAAACUGAAGUUACCUAAACCUGAAUUGAAAUGGUAUACCGCUCAACUCGCUUUCGGUCGAAGGAUAACUCUUGUACGGCAGCGUAGCUUUCUUCAACAACG